Molecule: messenger RNA, 1377 nt
Organism: Caenorhabditis elegans
Lineage: Eukaryota; Metazoa; Nematoda; Chromadorea; Rhabditida; Rhabditidae
Gene: twf-2
Product: Twinfilin
Exons: 9
Coding region: 122-1123 (333 amino acids)
Biological process (GO): negative regulation of actin filament polymerization
Cellular component (GO): cell cortex; cytoskeleton
Molecular function (GO): actin binding
Source: RefSeq, marked reviewed
GCACUAGUGCGUUGGUUUUGCGUUGUGUUGCGCGCAAUAUUAGCUGCUCUCUUCAACCCGUUGUUAUAAAUAUACAUAUACAUUUAUUUUUUUUCCCGGAAGAGGAGAAGAAGCUACUACUAUGGCGUGCCAAACUGGAAUCAGAGCUAACGCGGCACUUCGAAAUGCACUCAACUUGGGAAAACAGGCGAAACUGAGGCUCAUCAAGAUUGUGGUGAAUAAUGAGGAGAUGACGCCGAACUACGAGUUUGCUGGAACCGCCAACUGGCGUGACGACUGGAGGGCUUGCUUGCCGGACUGUGUGGAUGCCUACGAGCCGUGCUUCAUUCUGUUCCGGUUGAAUACCAUCACAGAAUGGGUUUUGAUCACGUUUGUCGACGAUCGUGCUCCAGUCCGUGAAAAGAUGCUUCUGGCCGCCACAUGUGCUACAUUCAAAAGCGAAUUCGGACAGUGUUACAUUGAGCACGAAAAACACGUCACUGAUCUGAAGGAUCUCACGCUGAACGCGUUCGAGGCGUGGCUCAAGGCAAAAACCGAGUUAGGACCAAUGAGUGAAGUUGAACGGGAGCUCCACAAUGCUCAGCAAGAAAGAGCUGCAAUUGCACAUGCCGGACCACAACAUAUGAAGGGUGUCGCGUUCCCAGUGGAUCGUAAUGCUGAGGAAGCCCUCCGGCAGUUGGCUAGCCAGAAGCUCAGUUUUGUUCAGCUCUCGGUCGAUACCCUCAAUGAAGCCAUCAAAUUGGAGGGAACCCUCGAAUCAUUGGAACCAUCGCAGCUUGCAUCAAAAGUGCCACGUGACAAGCCACGAUACACCUUCUACAAUUUUGAUCACACGUGGGAAGGUGUUCCGCAACAAUGUACUUUGUUUAUCUACUCGUUGCCAUCAUCUGGAAGCUCAAUUAAAGAAAGAAUGCUCUACUCAAGUUGUAAGGGGCCAUUCCUCAGCGCUGCUCAGAAUCAAUACGGAGUUGUCAUUACGAAUAAGAUGGAGGUAGAUGCUCGCGACGAUCUUUCGGAGAAAGCACUGCUCGAAGUCAUUCACCCCCUCCCGGUUGAAGCCCCCAAACAGUUCUCCCGUCCAGCUCCACCACGCGCCGGUCCACGUCGUAUCACAAAAGUCUGAACGCUAUAUCUUUGACGCUACUCAUUCAACUCAUUCAUUUCUACCCAACUAUUUUUAUUUUAUUUCCUAAUUUUAUAAUAUUUCUCUAUGCAUUCAAAUUGUAAUUAACAUCCGCGGUCAUUGCAUACUGAAAUUAACUGUUUCUAGAAAAAAAGAGUAACUUUACCAGCUUUUCGACUGCCUGUACACCAUCCAAAAAAGGACCCCAAAUUUUCAAAAUCACAAUUUAUCAAAAAUCGUUUGAAUAAAGAUCA